GAACAAUAACAAUAAUUCCAAUAACUACGGGAGGUCAAGAAGUCAGCCAAUAACUUGUGUGACUUUCACCACCACAACAAUCUCAAUUCUCAUCUCCAACAAAUGAAUACAAAACCAUUCAGCAAUAAUCAGAGUAGUAAUAAGACUAAUGGAAAAGGAGAAGUGACGUCGUCGCCGUCGCCAUCACCAAACAAUGAGAAGAAUGGCGUAAACAGCAGUUGUAACGGAGGAGCAGGAAACAUGAGCACAUUGGAGAAGCAGGGGAUGAGAAACAAUCUUGUGCAGCAUACGAGGAAUUGGGGGAAUCAUCGCAAUUCUUUAACGUAUCGUGGCGCCAGUGCUGAAUUUGAAGAGAAGCCGAAUGCGCCCCCUCCGACCUGCGACGUUCAUGUCCGGAUAUCAUUUCGGUAG
Folsomia candida is the source of this 411-nucleotide messenger RNA. RefSeq lists its product as uncharacterized. The record is from RefSeq and is a predicted model, not a curated record. NCBI's taxonomy places the organism in Eukaryota, Metazoa, Arthropoda, Collembola, Entomobryomorpha, Isotomidae. The transcript is spliced from 2 exons. The coding region runs from base 103 to 411 and encodes 102 amino acids.